This is a messenger RNA of Zasmidium cellare ATCC 36951, 363 nucleotides long. RefSeq lists its product as uncharacterized. The record is from RefSeq and is a predicted model, not a curated record. Lineage: Eukaryota; Fungi; Ascomycota; Dothideomycetes; Mycosphaerellales; Mycosphaerellaceae. Bases 1 to 363 code for a protein of 120 amino acids. The transcript has a single exon.
AUGGAGUCUCUGGUGGGAAUCUUGCCAUAUCGUCAGCGGCUUGCGGCCACAGUAGAGCCUGCGUCAGCUCACCACGCCAGCUCAAAGCAGAAUUUGCAAUGGAAGGUAGGCAUGGUACAUUCAGACUUCGUUGAAAACCUUGUCAAAGCUCUGGAGGACGGUGCCGCCAAUUUCGCCGGUAAGGUGACGUUGGACUCAUCCCUGCUGAACACAGAGCGGCACGGCUGGCUGCUCACCUCCAGUACGGGCGAUGGGCGUUUCGAGAGGUGGUAUGCCAUUGGUCCUGUGCAAUUGCCGGCCAUGUGGAAGCCCAAGAACAAGGACACUUUGGACCGACAUGACGGUGAUGGCGCAAGCCACUAA